AUGGCUCAGAUUGGAUCUUACAUCCCAGCACAGACUGGAAGGUUAGGAAUUUUUGAUGCAAUUUAUACACGGAUGGGAGCUGCUGAUGAUAUUUUCAAAGGGCGAAGUACAUUCAUGGUUGAACUGCAGGAAGCUGCUGAGAUAAUACACCAUGCAACAGCAAAGUCCUUGGUAAUUUUAGAUGAACUUGGACGUGGCACCAGCACCCAUGAUGGUCUUGCUAUUGCAGAUGCCACACUGGACUUUUUCAUCCGAGAGACAAAGUGUAUAACUUUGUUUGUCACCCAUUAUCAGGUGCUUUGUCACUUCCAACAGUUGUAUCCAGAUUUAGUUGGGAACUACCACAUGUCAUUUCUGAUCAAUGAAGAUGAUGCAGAUUCUGAAGAUUAUGAGGCGGUGACAUUUCUCUAUCAACUGGUACUUGGUAUGGCCAGUCACAGUUAUGGACUCAAUGUUGCAAGCUUAGCAGGUGUAAAAACUAAUAUACUCAAAGUUGCAAGUGAAAAAUCCAAACAGCUUCAACAGAAAUUGGAUUCCAAAAGAAAAAUGAAAGCGGACUUCCUGGAAAUUUUCCAUUGUCCAAAUGAACAACUUCCUGAUCUGGUCAAAGGUCUGGUAGAAACGGCAUAA
Messenger RNA from Acanthosepion pharaonis, 630 nucleotides. NCBI's taxonomy places the organism in Eukaryota, Metazoa, Mollusca, Cephalopoda, Sepiida, Sepiidae. The record is from the annotation of a GenBank genome assembly.